Molecule: messenger RNA, 1659 nt
Organism: Clonostachys rhizophaga
Lineage: Eukaryota; Fungi; Ascomycota; Sordariomycetes; Hypocreales; Bionectriaceae
Source: the annotation of a GenBank genome assembly
AUGAGCAACGCACUCGGCCUCGACCAGUCUGAGCUGAGCAAGCUGCUUCAGACGACUGACCUGGAGUCCAAGAUGGAUCAGUUAAAGCGUUUCCCGAAUCUUUCCAUCGUCAAUUCUCCAGUCUCCGCAACGGUGCGAGCUAAACAGCAGGCCCUCAAUAUCGGGGAGGAGUUUCAGUUUGGGAAGGCAAAUGAUUUCCACACUGGAGUCAAUGCACCAACUCGGUUCGAUGCCGAGGUAGGCUCUUGCAUCGUUCGAGGGCAAGUCCCACGCGAGAUCGACGGUACAUUUUAUCGAAUAACCUGUGACCCCAUCUACGCCAAUCGAAACGGAAAGGAUAUCUGGAUCAAUGGUGAUGGUGCGAUCCAUGCCUGGCGUUUCUCCAACGGUGUCGUCGACUUCAAGCAGAAAUAUGUACGCACUCCGCGAUUCGUCUAUGAGCGCGCAGCCCGGAAACCACUGUUUGGGACGUACAGAAACCCAUUUGCUGGUGAUGAGAGGGUGUUCAAUGAUAUUCAAUCUCCUGGGAACACCCAUAUCCAUCACUGGCAUGGCUGGCUUCUGGCUUGCAAAGAAGAUAGUCCCCCAAUCGCCGUGGAUCCGGAUACUCUGGAUACCAUAGGCAUCUACGACUUCGAGGGGCAGCUGAACCCAGCUAAGACAUUCACUGCACACCCGAAAGUUGACGUUGUCACUGGCGAAACCAUGGCUUAUGGUAUGGAAGCAUCUGGGAUGGCAUCCAAUGAUCUUGUAUACUACCGUUUUAACAAAGAGGGCAAGAAGAUCGACGAGUGCUGGGUGAAGACUCCAGAUGUCACUUGGACCCAUGAUAUGGUUGCAACGGAGAAAUUUGGUGUUCUCCCGCGUCGAAAUCCCAAACCGGAGGACGUGAGGUGGUUCGACAGCCUCAAAAACCACACGUGGGGCCACUUUUCCAACGGCUUCGAUGGAGAGGACGGGUGCAUAUAUCUGGAUGCAUACAUUGCUAAUGUGGAUACACUCAACGCCUUUCCCAAUAUGCACCCGGAGCUUGACGUUGGGAAGCCAAAGGAAAAGCUAAUCGGGAAGCUGGCCCGGUUCAAAAUCGACCCCAAGGCUCCUUCAAACGAGUUGGAACUUCCGACUGUACUCAGCGAGGUCGCUGGCGAGAUGGCACGUUGUGACGAUCGCUUCGCCACUAAGCCUUACAACCACGCCUAUGGAUGCAGACACUCGCCUACCGGAUUCGACGCUAUCACCCACGUUGAUAUUGCAGCUGGCGUUACUAAUAUCUGGGAAGCAGGUGAAGGCGUUGUUGUCGGUGAACCUUGCUUUAUCCCUCGCGGCGAAGAUUCUCCUGAAGGUGAUGGUUACCUGUUGGUGUGCACGCGGGACGUGGCUCACAAGCAGGCUCAUCUGACAGUGCUUGAUGCGACACAAAUUACCGCUGGCCCCGUGUGUAUCGUAGAGCUUCCAUUCCAGCUUUGUGAAGGGGUACACGGAAAUUGGGUUGAGACAAAGGACCUACCAGUCCGCAGACCAAUGGUAGACUACUCUGGUAUGACCAAGGAGAUUCAAGCCAAGUUCGGAACCGGUGCUCCCAAGCCCUACGACGAGUUUAUUGGGAAGCCUGUCACCUUGACCCGAGCUGAGGCGGUUCCUAACCCUCGAGUCGCUUGA